Messenger RNA from Polychytrium aggregatum, 2408 nucleotides. RefSeq lists its product as uncharacterized. NCBI's taxonomy places the organism in Eukaryota, Fungi, Chytridiomycota, Chytridiomycetes, Polychytriales. The coding region runs from base 131 to 2278 and encodes 715 amino acids. The record is from RefSeq and is a predicted model, not a curated record. The transcript is spliced from 8 exons.
GUCACGUGUGGGCGGAGUCGUCCGCCCUCGUCCGCUGACGUCGGCGAUCCGCGCCCGCUGCCUCUGCCCUCGUCUCCAUCCCGUCGCUGCAUUCCCACCGCAUCCAGCCGCAUCCCACCGCUCGCCAGCAAUGUAUAUCCUGCGACCCAGAAAAGCCCCUCGUCUGGCCGUCCCAGAGGCCUCUGUGUCGUCAGCGCCCGAGACGCCCCCUUCGGCCCUGCCUCUGGCUCCUCCCGAAGCCCAGCCAGCUGCCCUUGUCUCUUUUCCGCUGCUUGCCUCGUCGCCAUGGCGGACAUGGCUCGUCGACCUUCCGCCCGAGGUCCUGGAGCUUAUCUUUGUCUAUACCGACAAUCCCUUGGCUCUCUCGCGGUCCUGCUGGAGCCUCCAGCGCAUUUCCAAAUCAGCUAUCGUCCGUGCAAAGUGGCUCAUCCGCAAAUACGGUGCCAGGGCCGCCUUCGAGGCCGGCUGCCGUUGGAUGGGACUCUGGAGCAUCGAGCUCAUGGAAUACCUAUUCCAAAACACACCAAAACUCCCCAGAUAUGUCAUCCAGCGGGCUUUUACUCGGUUCCAGAAGAAGAAUUGCCCCUGGCUGAUUGCCCAUCUGCUUGUCCAUGGCUUGCGGCUCUACAGCGACUUGUCCCUCGAUAAGUCCGACGUUCAGACCUUCAUGGAACUGGCUGCAUGCGAGCCACAUGCGCAUAUCCUCGGAACGAUGUCUCAUUCGGCUCGAAAGCUCGAGGCCAUCAAGAGCCUCGUUAGUGACUAUGGCUUUGAUGUGAACUUUAUGAAGUGGACUUUGGGACAGUCGCCCAUACCGGUCCCCCAAAUCAAAGAAGGCUACCGGGCGCUUCUGUGUGCCGUUUCCUCCAAGAAUACGCCCUUGGUGAAGACGCUCCUGGAAUGCAAUGCCAUGACUCAUGUGCCUCUGGCGCUCGGCGCGCUGAAAGUCCACAACCGCACGGCUUCCGAGAUGAUUUUGAGCCAGCUUCACCAGACCAUUAGCCUCGGUCUCUGGAACUGGACCGACCGCGUGAUCGAUAAUAGCCCCCUCCAGCUGAGCCAAUCCGAAUGGGCCAAAGGAUUCUUCCCUGUCGAUCUACGCCACUAUCUUACCUGUUCGGCUGAUGCCGUUCUGAUUGCAGCCAAGACCCACAAUCAAGAGAUCAUGCGAAUGCUUCUCGAUCAUGACUUGGAUCGCUGGGAAACAAGCCACGGAGUGCAGGUGCUCAAGAGUGUGCUGCAAUUUUGCAUCGAUGAUGGGUACAAUGACGGCAUUCAGCUUCUUCAGAACUACAUCACCACGAAGAAAAUCGGCCACAUGCAGAGAUCGCCGUUUGCCCUGCGCCGUGCCCUCAUCGAGGCAUGCAUAUCAUCGAAUUUGGAAAGCGUCGCGACUCUAAUUGACGAGGGUGCCCGCUUCGAAAUCGACGACCGGCGACAAAUAUAUGGGUUUGCCGGCUAUCUCGAUCCACUCAAAAUGAUCAUCACAAGCGAGAAUACGCGACUGCUGUCGUUUUUGAUGCAGAGAUAUAUGUUUAAUGAGGCUUCGCUGCGCCAAAUGCUGGUGCUUGCCAUCGAAGGGAACGUAAUGUCGGCCGUGCGCGUGCUCCUCAACAGCCGUCAAAAGGUUCGGUUCGCGAUCAACGAAAAGGUCUUGCGGCGUACGGUUGUCUCCCAGCGAUAUGAGAUUAUGCCGCUUCUGUUGCGGGAGCUCAAGAAGACAGCACGAGAGACCGGCAGACUCAUUACUGGAUUUGGCUCGGUCCUACGCUUCGCCGAGAGACGCAUGAUCUCAGGAAAGGACGACCCACUAUUUUACGAUGUCCUUGUCGAAUACCAACGCUAUCUGCAAACGUGCGUCGAGAAGAAUCGUCUGAAGAGCCGCGACAAGGCGCACACAAAGCGAUGCUCGACUCCAAAGGCGAGCAGCUCCAGUGCCAAGGGCAAGGGACGAAUGAUCGAAGAUCCAACCGAAGAUGCUCCGCUCUCCCAGCCCUCUCCUGAGGGUCCGGGGUCGUCCUCGAGCUAUGUCGGGCCAGAUGACUGUAUGUCCGGUGCGGCUGCUGGAUCGAGCUCCUCCGAGCCCGUCACGCCUGCUUCUCGGCGCAAGCGCCAGCGUCGAGUCUGGUGGAUGAUGCUCGAGCCCGAAGGCGACGAGACCGCAGGACCUGCAGCAGAGUCCGAUCCCGUCAAUGACAGCAGCAGUAGCAGCCCUGAAUCGAGCCCAGGUAUUCGCACCCGAUCUGGCCGAGUAGUCAUGCCGCCAAAUGACACAUGAGCCUUGACUGAGCCCGGUGGUAGCACUUCUCCACUAUUUGGAGGGAUGCCGCUCACGGCCAGGGACAAGCGUCGGUCGAGCUCAUGAAGAAGCAGCGGACAAGAAUAAGAAUAUGGCACACAAAGACCAA